CUCUCUUUUUUUUUGUCUUAAUGUCUUAUUAAAAAAGAGAGAGGCUCAUGAUGCAGCGAUUGUUCAUAGUUGUUCUAACAGGAUAUGAUAAGAGGAACUCAUUUGUCUCGUGGACACGCCAUAAAAUAAACGUAGCUGUAAAUUAGUGGUGCAGCUAACGAUUAUUUUUGACAACGAGUUCAUGAUCAUGUGUUUCCAGAUUAAUUGUUUUGUUUAUUUUCAAUUAUAUAUAUAUAUAUAUAUAGCAUACCAGAAAAUAUUUAUUUGCAUUUCAUUGAAAUAGAUACUACUCCAGAGCUCAGCGUGAGAAUAUUACCAAGUGCUUGUCAAUCAGAUACAAGACCCCCACACUAAUGCAAGGUGACUGUAUUCAGUACAUGGUUUUACUGGUUCUGUACAUGUUUUUCAACUAGACAUCUUGCGCAAACCCCGAUUUGUACAAUUCUGACCAAACAAAUUCGAAAUAAAGACCGAGUAAAUAUCCGCUGCCCGACCUACUAACUUGAAACGUUUGAGGCAAAAUUAAUUUUGUUUGCUCCGAGCGGUGAGGCGAAUGCAUGAAUGUGUACGUUGACUCUUAGUUUUUAAUACCUGGAAUUAAUAGGAUCGACUUUAACGUAAGCCAAAAGCGGGAUGACUCGACGACAGAAAACACAUGUAAAAAUAUAUAUAUCGUGUAUGCUAUAAAAAUGUAAAACUGUAGUAUUUAUUAGCGCUAUAAGGUGAAAAGGAAAAAGUAAUCGAUCACAAGCUGAUUUGAUUUGAAUAGCUUUGCUACUCGUCGCCCAACGCUGUUAUGCACAUGCCGUGUGAUUCGUGUUUUGCCGUGAGAGAAAUUUAAUCUCGUAAUCAUCUGUUCGCGAACACGUGCUGUCAUUUUUUUAAAUCCAGUUGUCAUUAAAAACUACCCAACGUUUUUGCUAAAGUCUCACAAGAUAAUGUUUUCUGACGGGACAAGAAAGAUAGGUAAAUGUGACCAUGACUGCCAUACAGCUAGAAAACUAGCUAGGACGCAAUACACAGCAGUUUAUUUAAAAAGGUUCAGCCACAAACAACCGGUUAAAAUUGAAAUGUUACUCUUAUGAAGACGCAGGUUACGUCAUGAGGCCAGCAGCACGGUGGCAUGUGAAGUGCUUUGAUACUUUAGAGCAGGCCGUACUGUUUACUGUUAAAUUGUUGUGUAAGAGGAUUGAAACACUUUGGGACAUGCUGUUAGAGGAAAAGAGUCAACUCCGGGGUGGAAACAGUAAUUCCACUUCACGUCAGGCUGCAUCAUGACACCACCACACGUCAGGAGCGGAUAAGCUCUACAGUAUGGCUACACAGUUGUCCCCUCCCUGGAAAUUGAUAGACAUGUUUUGUUUCUCUUAGUCCCCUCUGAAAGUAUUGGAACGGCAUGGCCAGUUCUUUUGUUUUAGCUAUACACUGAAAACAUUUCGGUUGGAGGUCAUGGAGAAGAUGAAUCAGACGAUGGAUAUAAAAAAAUUCAACUUUCAUUUCCUGAUAUUUACAGCUCGAUGUGUUCAACAGCUUAGAACGUGACACCUUUUUGUUUGAACCCACCCAUUUUUCAAGUGCCACCAGAGCCGGCAUGUUCUGAGUUGUUGGACACAUUUUAGACGUAAAUAGCAGGAAGCGAAGGCUUCUGAUCCGUCAGAUCAUAUUCAUCUUAUGAUCUCCAACCCAAAUGUCUUCAGUUUGUAGCAAAAACAAUGUAAUUGGCCUUGCCGUUCCAAUACUUUCGGAGGGGAGUGUAACUAGCUUGCCGUACAUCGUUAUGUUAGCUGCUGCGGGGGUUUUUUCGUUUGUUUUAAAUAACCUAAACAUGGGACUGGGCAACACAAUGGAGCUUUUACUUGCCCAAGGGGUAGAUUGAUUAAUUCAUUGGACUUCCUUGCUUAGGUUCCAAGUUGUUAUUCUUGUUGAACCUAAUUAGUCUCAUCUCCACCUCCGUGGCUCUCUGGUGCCAUCCACAAAGAUUUCAGAUUGUGUUAGUGUUCUCAGGUACUUGUUUGUAUUCAUUUAUUCAUUAGUGUUUGGAAGCUUUCUUUGCCGUCUACUCCAAACUCGAGGCCUGUGUGAAUGGGCAAAAUAAACUACCGCACAACACCCCAGAGCCGUAGUGUUGUGGCCGAGCACGUUCAGCGCACAUCGCUGUAAAGCAUGUGCAUGAUUGCGUCUUUCGGUGCUGAAGUGUGUGUGUGUUCCAAUCAACACUCCAUUUGACGCGAGUACGACUUGGAACGAUUCAGAAACGUGUCUGCUGUUCGCAGUGGCGUAGCUGUGAACUACAUUCUGCGGGGUCUUGACCGUAGAUUUACAUUUAGAAUACCCUCUGAGAGUUUUAGGACGGCAAGGUCAAUUCUAUUGUUUUUGCUAUUCACCGAAUUCAUUUGGGUUUGAGAUCAAAAGAUGAGUAUGAGAGAAUAGAUCAGAAUUUCAGCUUUCAUUUACUGAUAUUUUACGUCUAGUUUUGUUAAACCACUUGGAACAUGGCACCUUUUUGUUUGAACCCACCUGUUUUUCGAGUGGUCAAAAAUAUUGGAACACGUGACUUAACAGGUAUUUCUUGUUACCCAGAUUUGCCCUGUUAGAUUGAUUUGUUUAAACAGUUAAUAGCUCUGAAUGUCUAAGCAUGGUCUGAUACCUGGGAUUCACCUGUGAAGACUGCAUUUGUUGUUAAAAAGGAUAAACCAACAUGAAGAUCUGAGAGCUUGCUAUGGGAGAAAAGCAAGUCAUUCUGAAGCCGAUAAGAAAAGGGAAAAUCUAACGGAGCCAAUGCACAAGCAUUAGGCAUAGCCAGUACAACAAUAUGGAAUGUCCUGGGAAAAGAAGAGGAAGACAGCAGUUGAUGGAAAUAUUGUGAAAGCUGUAAGGGAAAAACCCUUAACCAACGAUCUCCACCGGGCCGGAGUGAAGCAUCACAAUCCACCAUUCCAAAAAAACUUUGAGAGCAGAAAUAUAGAGGCCAUACUACAAGAUGCAAACCACUCACCAGCACCCUGCCCCACCCCCAUUUAUUGCAAGCAAGUGAUAUGCAAACAAAUAUUAAGUGUUGCGUAAGAUUAUCUGUUCCUAUACGUUCGUUCACCAAAGAAAGUUUGGUCUGCCACCAAAAGUGCCUUGUUCUAAUUAUAUGUAAAUAUCAGGAAAUGAAAGCUGUAGUUCUGAUCUAUUGUCUCAUUCAUUUUCUGAUAUCAAACCCAAAUGUGUUCAAUAGCAAAAUAAACAGAAUUGGCCAUGCUGUUCCAAUACUUUCAGAAGGGGCUGUAAAAAAAAAAAAAAAAAAUUAGUAAUAUUAAUUUCUGGAUUCACACUGGCUCUUACAACACUACUGUACACUUUAGUCCUCUAGAACUCAAUGAAAAAUCUUGUAUGGUAGCACGACUUGUAUCGCGCACAAGAUUGGGUGGAAAAUUCAUGGCGUCACCGUCCGCGUCAUAUCGCUCUGCUCGUAUUUCCUCAUUUGUAAGUCGCUUUGGAUAAAAGCAUCUGCUAAAUGCAUAAGUGUAAAUGUAACCUACAUUGAUAAUGUUGCCAUAAAAUAUCUUAAUGACAGCUCCACUGAACAUAAUGACAACGUAAAAAAAAACCCAACAGAUUUAACUUUUGUAGAUUUAACUGCGGUUAUAGCUCAGUUACUGCACCAAAGAACAAUGUUAUUUGACACACACCUGUAUAUCAUGUUAUGUUAACCUCCAUGAAGAAACAUUUAAGAAUAGGUUCUGUUAUACCUUCUUUUUUUCUAGGAAUGUCCUAAUAACCGUAGAUUAUGGCCCUUCGAAGGUUCACAAACAUGCUGAUGUGGUCCGGACUGAAUUUGAGUUCGACGCCAUUGAUCCAGGCCAAAAAAAAACCAAAAAAAAAAACCAGGGGAUUCUCUGCCCUAUGUAGUACAUUAUGUUAAAAUUGCGAGCCAUGUGGGAUUCACUUAAACUCUGAUAACUUCAGGAAGAUCAUGUCAUGGGGCCUGAGAACAACUAUUGAUCAAAGCCACAGUUCGACAUCAGUCUGUAGACACAUCCCUGAAACAUGGUCAGUCUAGUAGAAAAUGUUAUUUAAAAAUGCAUUAUUGCUUAAAAAAGCCAUUGGCUUGUGGAACAGAGAAAACAGCGGUAUAAUUUUGGGGUACUCCAAGUUACGCACAAGGAGGAGCUGGGAGAGACCAUGGGUGGGGACAGCGAUGGGGGGUCAAUGUGGCUGUGUCCUUUGUGUCAACAAGGUCAAUUAGACCGCGAUGGUCUUGCGUUGCACCUGGCCGAAAAACACAGCGUGCUUCCUGCUUGCCUUGAUAAGCUAUUGGACAUUGCUGCUCCCAAGAACUGUUCCAGUGACGAAGACGGAGAGUCCGGUGCACAAAAUGAUCUCAAUGGCACUUCACAGCAGCAGUGUUCAGAAAAUUCGCCUUUAGUGGAGUCUCAGAAUGAAGCCAUGUCUAGUGUAACUGACCAAGAUGGUUCCUCCCAGGAAAAAGAGGUGUGUGAUGAAUUGGGAGGAGUGGGAAAUGAGAACGAAUGGAGGAACAUGGAAUCAAAUCAGGAUAAUGUUACCCAGCCUGAAAGAUCUGAAGCUUCGGUCAAUGAUGAUAAAUCCAAUGAUAAAAGCAGUGCUGCUGCCGAUGGUGAUGUUACCCACCCUUUCAAGUGUCACGCAUGUUUGGAGUUCUUUCCCUCUAGAUCGGCAUUGAGUGUACAUUAUAAUUCAGCCACCCAUAUCCAAAGGAUGAGAACAGGAGCAGGGAAUGAUGGUGAUUCCUCAACCCCUAUUCUUGCUCGUCCUUACAUCUCAAACAAACCGUACCAGUGUGCAGUGUGUCGUGUCUCUUAUAAUCAUGCCAUCACCCUGGAAAGUCAUUUAAAGUCUGUAUUGCAUCAGAGUCGUAGCAGGAAUGCUGGAAACGCUGCAACUAAUUCCACAACAAAUGCAGGAAAUGGAAAUGUAGCAGCAAAUGUGGCAGCCACUACUGUGGCUAAUACCACACAGUUAGCUUAUGUUACAACCAGUAAUUGUGUCACACAAACAAGCCUGACUGCAUCCCAAGCGAUGACCAAAGAUGAAGAACAGGUUAAGCCUCAGCCUGCACCCUCAUUGCUUUCCUCCCCAGUGGCCUCAGCUCAGGCAGUAUCGGCUUUUCUUACUCUCUUAACCUCUAGUCCAAACUCUGUUCCACACUCCAUCCUCCCCUCUCUCUUUGCUGCUGGAACAGGUGCUGCACCAGGCACAACAAGUCCUCAGCUAAUAACCCAGCCUCAAAUGCUUAUGCCCCUUAUCUUGAAUGGACUCCAACCUCAGAGUCCAACCUCAGAAUCCUCGAAACAACUUUUGCAGCAAACGCUUCCAGUCCUUGGUCUCAGCUCAGCACAACAGGCUCUCUUGGCCCAAGGACUCGGUGGUUUGCAGAAUCAGUGGGCUGCUUUUAGACUCAGCAAUGCAGCCCAGAUGCCUUCAGAAGAGAAUGACAGUAGUGCUGAUAAGGGAGCAGGCACAAAAGUAAAAAAUGAGGAACCACAACAGGAGUCUUGUGAUCAACAAGUGCCACAGACGUCUGAAGAAGCCUGGACCACUGAUGAUGGUUCAUUGAAAAGCGAUGUGAAUAAGGGAGAGGUUACACAAGAGUGCAACAGCUUAAAAUUUGAGAAUAAAGGUGUUGAGGAUACCAUGAUAUGCACUGAUGAGAAUCAAGAGAAGGAUGAUAUUGAUAUGGAAAGUACAGUUGAAGAGGGGGGUCUGGGAAAAAAUACAAAAAGUUCAGAUGCAAAUAAAGACUCGGCAGGCCAGGACUUUCAGUGCAGUUGCCCUUCAUCUUGUCUCACUGAAUCUUGUCAGUCUCCCACACACGGUGAUAAAAAUACUGUUAAUAAUUCAGAAGUAAAACGUAGUCCUGCAAAAUGCAACCCCUUGAACACUAACCUUGCCUUAACGUCCUCACAGCAUAAGAGUGACAAGGCUCAUGCAAUCUUGUCCUCACGACCUCCAGUACUAACUGAGUUUCAGUCUCAGGUUCUGUGGGCCUUUAUUGAGUCACGAAAUGAGGCUGAUUCAGCAAUUCCACCAAGAGAGGACUGUGAAGCCCUUGGAAGGGAAGUAGGACUAACUGAGGAUGAGGUACGAAGAUGGCUAGUCGACGCCCGCCGUGCCAAAGAGAGACGUGGUGCAGAAGCAAUGGAGCAUGAUGAAAUAGAAGGAAGCAUUGAAGAUGACGAAGGUGCUCUAAUGAUAGAUGAAAGCGAAUAUGGACAGAGUCCAUCAGCUGGCAGUAGUCACGCGAUGGAUCUCUCUAACAGUUCUGAAAUACACAAAGAAAAGGUAUAUGGCCAAAACCAGGGGGACUUGUGCUUAACUUCUGACUCAGAAAAUGAAGAAUUCUACACUUCUGUUAUCGUGACAGACGAGGAGAGCCAAAGUAGCUCGUUGAAAGAAGAUCCAGGUAGCCCAGUUAAACAGCCUUCACAGAUAGAAACAUCAGGGGAAAGGUCAAGCGGUGGAGGAAAGGUUCUCCGCUCCACCACAGUCUUUCUUUCAGAUGCAGAGGAUGAAGAUGAAGAUCAGAGUGCAAAAAACAAAAAGAGAAAGCGGGAGCUAGAUAAGGAGGAAUCCGAAUGCAAAAAGGAGAGGCAUGAUGCUGAUCUUGACCUUCAGUUAGAAGCACAAGCUGAUCCUCCUACUCCUCUUUCGGUUACAGUUGACCAUCAGGGUCUUCCAGCUGGAAUCUUGCAUCCUUUGCCUCUUUCCCUUUCUCUGGCCCCAUUUUCUACUCAGUUAUUCAGUCCCUAUGUCCUUUCAGUUCCGUCAUCUGUUGUUGGAGUUGGUGUUUCUGAAGCAGACCGAACCAAAGUAGCAACCUUCACAAGUCCCCCAACUAUUACUCGCACUCAAGCUCCAUUUUCUGACCCACUUCAUGGAGCAGCCAUUGGUUCCCUUGUGCAAUCCACCCAAUUCAUAUCCAAUGGCAGUGAAUGCGAGUCUGCCUUAGAUCUCAGUAUAGGGAAACAUCAAAGUUCCACAACAACCACAUCUGUCUCAGCAAACAGCAAGGUAUCUAUACAAAAGACUGCUUUGCUUGAUGGUCUUGGAUUAAGGCCUACAGCUGUUGGUGUCCCUGCAGAUGGGAGUCUUAUUGUUGUUCAGGUAAAGCCUGAUACUGCCAUUACAAUCCCAAACUCCAACACUACCAUUAGUAACCACAAUAACUUGGCUAAGACAAGCACAGUGUUCAUGAGGGCUGCCGAGAAAGUAAAUGCCUCCUUAAAAGAGAGUGAACAAGACAAGUCAAGAGACCAAAAAAGAACUAAUGCAAGAAGGUUCAGGGACAUGAGAAGAUCCAGGACAAUUAUUCAGGCUGACCAGCUGGAUGUGCUGUAUGGAUGUUAUUUCAAAGACCCAAACCCAGGAAAGCAUGAAUUUGAACAAAUAUCAGAGUGGGUGCACCUGCCAAAGAAGGUGGUACAGAUUUGGUUUCAAAACAUGAGGGCUAGGGAGCGUAAAGGGGAAGUUCGCUUCAUCAGUGAUGGCACGUUGGCAGCUGUCGGUAAACCACUUAUAAAGUUUACUUGGCCACUAAAUAAGCCCAUUUUUUCAAGUACCCCCAAAUCCAACUCAAGCCCAACAACUGGUUGGGUCCCACCUAAGUCUCAAACUAGCAAUGACACCCAAAAGGCAGAAAAGCUUUUGGAGGUCAAAGAACCACAGAAAAUCCCUAUCCAUGGUCUGACCAGGCCAAAGGAAGUGGCAUCAACUACCACUGCCAGCAGUACAACAUCAGCACCCAAGACAAAAGGUGAACCAGUGAAUGCAUUUACAAUGGUGAAAAUCGCCCCCAAAACUGUGGCCCCAUUAGUUACAGUUCCAAUACUGACCAGUAGUGCUGCCAUUCCCCCAAACCCUCAGAAGACCAAGCUGGAGGGACAGAGUGAAGCAGACAGGACCGAGGAGAAGGAUGGACAAGAUCAAGACAAAAACACCCCUGGGACAACCAGCCGCAUGGUUCCAAAAGUAUCCACUACACCAAUGAGCAAAUCUCUGACUGUGGCAACUCAGAAACAUAAUGGCAUGAAUUACUGGUCUCAGAAGGGUCCAAUUAAGAUCAAUACUCUGUCCAGGGAACAGCUGGGCCUGAGCACCCCACGCCCUAUCAUCACUUCAACUUCAGUCGUAACUCCAUCCAUGACAGUUACUUCACCACCAUCCAGCCAAAACCAAAAAGAAGCCAAUUACAUUCAGCAGCACUCCGCCCCGAGAAGACCACGAACACAUUUGAACUGUCUGCAGCUGUCCAUUCUCCAGUCCUGCUAUGAGACCUGUGCCCAUCCUAAUGCAUUAGAGUGUGAAGCAGUGGGGACCGAGCUUGGUCUUCCACUGAAAGUGGUGCAGAUCUGGUUCCAAAACACACGUGCCAAGGAGAAGCGUUGGAGGCUACAGCAAGAGAAACUGUCUCCUAGUUCCAGUGACCCUUCCAAGAAGUUGGACAUCAGCUCGGGCACUUACCUGCAGUACAAUGCGCUCCGAGCAAACCGUCCAAUUCUGCCCAAACCAGUACAACUGACAGUUCUGGAAAGUUCUCCGUCACCUGCCGCGGGUCAGCCAACAGCUCGUGAAACACUAAGAGGGAAGUGCGACGUGUGUAACAUAGAAUUCGAGUCCAGAGCCGCUGCACGAGACCACGUUUUCUCUCCCCGGCAUCUUGCAACACUGAGAACCACUAACUUUGGUCAGUCCGCGACGCAGAUUAACAACGGAUCAGCUGGCAUUGUGAGCCAGGCUUCUUCGAGAUCACCAGCUAGCAGCACUAGCUAAGAAAUGAACUUCAGCUGCUUAAUUAAGUGGACCCACUCGGCUCUUAUACUUUUAAUCGGCAAUGAAAAGGUGCUCGUUUUUAAAGCUAACGCUCUUUUAAUUCUGCACCAUUACAGUGGGCCUGAAUGAACUCUCCACUUUUGGAUGUCGGCGAGAUUUGAUCCUAAACAGAACCUUAUUCCGAUCACUCGCUGCCACAUCAUUUCACUAAUAAUAAUCAAAUGAAUUGGUUAUACUGGACAUGCAAUUGCUUAUGUUGUAACGGUCUCGUUUUAUGUCUUUCACUGCUUCGUCUCUGUUUUACAUCUGUUUCUUUUGUGCUUGUUUAUUAUCCUUUCUUGCUAAUUUGAAACACUCUGGCUGUUUGGGGGGGGGGAACCUAGCAACGGGCCACCUGAAACUCAUCAAAAGUUAUUCGGUGAUGUUACAUACAUGGUACUGCUUUUGCUUGAGCCUAAAUGGUGUUUUAAUUCAGAAUUCUUAUGUUUUGAUCAAAUUUUAAUCGAGUUAUUAAACGUCAUCAGCGGGGAGGUUUUUGUUUUUAUUUGACUGACGAAGUGAAAAAGAUGAUGGGUGUAUCAAAAAAAACUCCAUGUAGCUGAUGGGAAGUUUUUAAAGAUGGUAGGCAAGCGUCGAUACUAAAAUGUCACGACGAUUGCUUUUUAGCACAUUUUACAAUAUUAUCGCAAUAUAGAAUCAGAAAUAAGCUUUCGGACAUUUAUGGAAUAAGCUUAUGGCUGUUAUGGAAUUCUAGUGAACAGAAUUAUGGGAUACAUGCAAUGCCGCUUCAGAUUUGCUCAGAAUAAGGGCCCUUAGAAGACUGAUGUGUUUAUAUUGCUUUCCAUACGGAAGAGUUAGUCUUGGGGCCAAAAGUGCUGCCUAAGUAGGUAGCCUCCUUCCAAAUGAAAGGCAGUGGCGAUUAUAUCAAGUGUCCACAAUAAUAUCGCGAUGUAUCGUUAAAUAUCGGCGCGCGCACACAAAUAAGAACGUGUAUAUUUGUUUUGUUUUAAAAAAAAAAAAAACGAGGGACUUGGCGAGCGCUUCGAAAUCCAGACGCUCGAGGAGGCUGUUAAUGGAACGACGGCUCCUCCGUUUGCCAUCAUGACAAUCAUACAUUUUUUCAUUUUUAAUUUUUUUUUUUUUCGAACUCCACCGGCUAAAUCUAAAAAUGUCAAACGGUUGUCGUGCAGCACUUUCUUCCUUUAAAGGUCUGAAAUAUUUUAAGGUUUCCAUACUGCUUGGAAUAAAUGUUUGUAUUAUAGUGAUUUACUGUAUGUCAGAUUUUACUGAAGUGUUGCCAGCUUUUGCUGUAUUUUAUUAACAUGUGGACAGGAAAGGAUCAGACCUAGCCGCUGUGCAAAAAGCCAAAGUUAAUUCUAUAUGCUAGCGCAAUUUUAAAUGAUUUUGAUAUAAAUUUGUGAAACAACAAAAUUAUAUUAAUUGUAUUUCUUCACCUUUAUUUUAUUUUAUUUUUUUUGGUCCCUCUUCAGUUUGUCAUAACCCUAAUGUAUUACAAAUAAUCACUGCUUGCAACAGGUUUUUAUGGGAGAGAAGUCAUUUUAUACCCUUUUACUCAUUGUGUUUUAUGUGGGUGCAAACUGAGUACUUGUACUGGGGUAGGAACUACUCCCACCCCCCCACCCCCCAUGCAUCUCCAGCUGACCACGAGGUACUUUCUGUGGUUUUUGACAAGUGUAUCAAUUUGUUGAUGCGGAAACUACUCAGUGCGACAAUGUGAGUUUGAAGGAAACGAAAUACUAAAGAGAACUGUCAUUUCAUUUCAUUUUUUUUUUUUUUUUUUUUUUUUAAAGUUGUAUAUUGUUAUUCUUAUUAUUAAUGUUACUAUUAAUAGUUUAACAAGAUGCAAAACUAAAAGAUAACUUUUUAAAAGGAACUCUAUUAUGAAAAUGGUAUUCCAAAGUUAUUCAUCUUUCUCUUGCUUUCUGUCUAAAAAAAAAAAAAAACAAAAACAAAAAAAAACAAACAAACCAAAAAGCAUUUUGAGAGAGAGUUUUGUAAUGGAUCUCCCACACCUUGACACUUUUUCAGCAAGUCCAGGAAGGACUUUGAGAUAUCGAGCUGAAAACGCGUGUGUUUCAGCCAAAACAAAGUGGAGCACUUGGAUGCGUGAUGAUUCAGAGGCGUGUGGCUUUUUUUUUGUUUGUUUUUUAACGCACCUCCGUUAUUUUUUAUUUUUUUUAAAAAAACACUCUGUGUUGAGCUGUAGCUCAUGUUCACUGAGCAUGACCUGAACGCAGUGCGAAACAAUGGGAUCACAGUGUUGCACUGUUUGGUGUCGAGAGGUGGUGCAGAGACCUGCUUUUUGACUGAUUUUAUGAUUUUUUUUUUUUGUUUCCAUUAACACUUAUCACUUGUUAUAACUACUACUUGCUAUUGUUUUCAUUACUAUUAUCACAGUUUGAUUAUUAUUAAUUCAUUACGGUUUUUAAAUAGCAUCUUUUAUCUUCCUUGAGAUGGUCUUGGUAUACUGCAAACUGAUGGUGAAAGUGUUGUUAUGAAAUAGAAUAUUGUUUAAGCUUGUUUUCCCCUUUACUUCUACCUUCAUUUUUGUGUUGGAUUUCCUUUUGUUUUCUUAUACAGAAAAAUAAACUGAACUUCACUUA
Molecule: messenger RNA, 11417 nt
Organism: Ictalurus punctatus (channel catfish)
Lineage: Eukaryota; Metazoa; Chordata; Actinopteri; Siluriformes; Ictaluridae
Gene: zfhx2
Product: zinc finger homeobox 2
Exons: 5
Coding region: 4168-8793 (1541 amino acids)
Biological process (GO): regulation of transcription by RNA polymerase II; brain development; regulation of neuron differentiation
Cellular component (GO): nucleus
Molecular function (GO): DNA-binding transcription factor activity, RNA polymerase II-specific; RNA polymerase II cis-regulatory region sequence-specific DNA binding; zinc ion binding
Source: RefSeq, a predicted model, not a curated record